Messenger RNA from Gopherus evgoodei (Goodes thornscrub tortoise), 3022 nucleotides. It is a transcript of the gene GULP1, whose product is annotated as GULP PTB domain containing engulfment adaptor 1. The record is from RefSeq and is a predicted model, not a curated record. Lineage: Eukaryota; Metazoa; Chordata; Testudines; Testudinidae.
GAGGCGGGAGGAAGCCCAGCCUGACGUCAGGAAACUUUCUCGGUGGCUGAGCCGGGAGCUCGCGGAGCCGCUUCUCUCCCUGGGUGUCUCGCAGGGGCUGGCCCCGGCUGCCACCCUCCAUCACUCCGCAAGUCACAGAUGCAGAAUGCAGCUUGUCUCAAAGACAGUGCCAGUAGAUGAGACAGACGCUUCUUGGAAUGAUCCCCACUGAGCUUUGGCACUUGUAACAUGCAUUGAAAGCUACAAAGCAGAAACGAUAAAAGUUGAAAGAUGUUGACAAAUGAGUGAUAUGCGAGCAAGUGUCUGUCGUGCCCCUGGCCGAAAAAAUUGAAAAUACUAGGGUUGAAGUGCCACCAAACAGAAAACAUAUUUGACUGGCUGAUUCUCAACAUGAACCGUGCUUUCAGCAGAAAGAAAGACAAAACAUGGAUGCACACUCCUGAGGCUUUAUCAAAGCAUUAUAUUCCCUACAAUGCAAAGUUUCUUGGCAGUACAGAAGUGAGCAGCCCCAAAGGUACAGAAGUUGUGAGAGAUGCUGUUAGAAAACUAAAGUUUGCAAGACAUAUCAAGAAAUCUGAAGGCCAGAAAACCCCAAAAGUUGAAUUACAAAUCUCAAUUUAUGGUGUAAAAAUUCUAGAUCCAAAAACAAAGGAAGUCCAGCACAAUUGCCAGCUUCAUAGGAUAUCAUUUUGUGCUGAUGAUAAAACUGACAAGAGGAUAUUUACCUUCAUAUGCAAAGAUUCUGAGUCAAAUAAACACUUGUGCUAUGUAUUUGACAGUGAAAAGUGUGCUGAAGAAAUAACUUUAACAAUUGGUCAAGCAUUUGACCUGGCUUACAGGAAAUUUCUGGAAUCUGGAGGAAAAGAUGUUGAAACAAGAAAACAGAUUGCAGGGUUACAGAAAAGAAUUCAAGAACUAGAAACUGAAAAUAUAGAACUGAAAAAUAAGGUACAAGAUUUGGAGAACCAGUUAAGAAUAAAUCAAAUACAUACAUCUCCAGCAGGCAGUGUGACACCUAAAUCACCCUCCACUGACAUCUUUGAUAUGGUUCCCUUUUCUCCCAUAUCCCCUCAGUCAUCAACACCUACUCGCAAUGGCACACAGCCUCCUCCAGUACCCAGUAGAUCUGCAGAGAUCAAGAGAGACCUUUUUGGAGCAGAACCAUUUGACCCUUUUAGCUGUGGAGCAGGAGAUUUCCCUCCAGACAUUCAGUCCAAACUAGAUGAGAUGCAGGAGGGGUUCAAAAUGGGACUAACUCUUGAAGGCACAGUAUUUUGUCUGGACCCACUAGACAGCAGGUGCUGAUGCCAAGACCAGAAAUUUAGAAAUUCAUAUACAAUCCUCUAUUUUGAAUUCAGAACAAGUAUUAUAGAUGUUAUUCAUGUGCCAAAAAUUAUAUUUUUAAACAUGUUAACUCUUGUGAAGUUUGCUUCUGUAAAACUCCAACUUAGGUUCCCUGUACAAAUGUAAAAAGUCACACUUGUAUAUGAAAUAUGAAUUAAAUUACACUGUUGUAUUUCUCGCUCUCAUACUUGGACAGACAUUUGCAAUACCUAAUGAGUAUUCACUUUAAGCUGGGAAAGUUCUUUAAUGAACUCAUAGAUACCUCUUUCUGUUGGAAGACAAUAUAAUUUUUGCAUAAUAUUUGAGUAGUGACAUUUUAAAAUUAAUCGUCUCAAGCCACUAUUUAAUUCCAGGUCAAUAGGAUGAUUAUUGUACAAUAAAAACUUUAAGUACCAAUUAAGGAAGUAAACCAUACUGAAAAUUAGUAUGUACAUAACAGAUAAAUCUGGAUGCCAUGUAAUUAAUUCCAGUUAACUGUACACAAUCACUAUACUAUAUGAAUAAUGUUAUUGUUAGCCCAUUGCAUCUGAAAUAUUUUAGGCCUUUAAUUCACAUUUUAAAAAGUAAAUCUAUCAGAUUAAUUGUCAAUAUGCUAGCUAAUGUUUGAUAAGUGCACUAGGGAGGGCUAGUAUACAUGUGGCCGUUGUUUUGUAAAAUGGACAAACUUAAUGCUAUGCAUUUCUGGUUUGAUGUUUUACAGCUAAGCUAGUUGCACAUAUUGUAUGAUGUUUGUAAUUUGGAAUUCAUUACAUGACAGCUAUAUUUAAUGUUCUGAAAACUAAGAGCUCCAUGCUAAGGAACAUGUAGUAACCCCACUGCAUUCACUGGGACUACUCGUGUGUAAAGGUACCCGCAUGCUAACGUGUUUGCAGGUGUGGGGCCUUCAAAUGUUGAGAAACACUGUAGUGUUACUGUUAAAUGUCACACUCCAACUCUACAGCUUAUAGCAACAACUCAGUGCAAACUAAUAAUGAAACCUUAAAUACCAUAAAUAGGUCACAUAACAGAGCUAGAUUAAAAAUAUCUUGCAUUGUGAUGAAUAAUCACACACACAAAAUAUUGCUGCUGGGUGUUAGUAUAUUGUUGACUUGUCUAUGCAUACUUUUCACUAAUCUUUAACAUAAACAGUAAGUGAAUGUUUGCAUUCAACCAUGAAGUUGUUCCUUAAUGUGUAUACUUUGCCGUGAUUUUGUUCAGUGUGUACCAUGUCCAAAUUUUAUGUUAAGGAUAUUCCCUUCCAUCCAUAAAAACCCUCAUUAACUCCCCCCUCCUCAUUAACAACACGCAUAAGUAGAAAAAGAACUUUCAGGGGAUUUUUAGUAGGGUUCGUUGGGGUCUUUUUUUUCCCCAAAAAGACUUACUUUUUUUGGUACAUUAUUUCUCAUGAAAUGUUGCUUUUGAGCUUAUUGUCUUAAGGUUUAAACAGAAAAAAAUGCAUUUAUGCAAUAUUACAUUUAAGCAUAUAUGCUUAGGCCCUGAUUCAGCAAAGUACUUAAGCACGUAUGUAAUGUUAAGGAUAAGAGUAGUUCCAUUAGCAUCAAUGGAGGAUACUCGUUUGCUUGAAGUUAGGCAUGUGCUUAAGUAACUUGCUGAACUGGUAUCUUAAUGUUAAACUUUAUUUAAGUCUUCCUUUCUUAUUCUUUGCUCAACAUUCAUAUACCUGCACACACACGCGCGC